CCCAAACAGCACAAACUGGAGUGCCCAAAACAUCACAGAGGUUGUCGACAGCAUAGGAGUCAUACAUUCAGAUAGUAAAGUGAGUAACGACAGAAAAACAAAAGGAACUUUUCCCAAGUACCAAGAGACAUGCCUCCCAGUUCUAAUGGCAGUUCUGUGAAGAGGGGGUUCCAGGAGCCCCAGAUCACUGGGCAGACACAAGGAUCCCCUGGACCUCAGGGAAGAAGCCUCCCCGUUCAUGUAAAGACCUUCCUCAAGAACAAUGCUUUCGUAGGGAUCACUGUGACUGCAGUGGUUGUAGGAGUUGUGCUGGGUUUUGCUCUGCGCUCCAGUUUGACUUCCACACAAAUUCGAUAUUUCUCUUUUCCCGGGGAGAUGCUCAUGCGAAUGCUGCAGAUGCUUGUAAUGCCCCUCCUCGUGUCCAGUCUGGUCACAGGCAUUUCUUCACUAGACAGUAAGGCUACUGGCAGAAUGGGAGUGCAGGCUUUGCUUUACUACAUGGUGACCACAAUCAUAGCUGUGUUCACUGGUAUUGUUGUUGUUGUCCUCAUACAGCCUGGAAAAGGCACCAAGGACACAUUACCCCCUUCUAGUGGCCGCAUUGAGGUGGUGCAGACUCUAGAUGCAUUCCUGGACCUGGUCAGGAAUGUGUUCCCUUCAAACUUGGUGGAAGCCUGUUUCAAACAAUAUAAAACGGUCUAUAUCAAGAAGACGACAGCAAGUGUUGCAAACGUUCUUCAGGCAGAUGGAACACUGAGUUCUGGCACGAGUGGCGACCUUAUGGAUGGCAUGAUGCCCAAGGAUGGCUCUUCAAAUGGGGUCAAUGCUUUGGGUCUAGUGGUCUUCUCCAUCAGCUUCGGUCUGGUCCUAGGCAGUAUGAAAACACAAGGUCAGCCCUUGAGAGAUUUCUUCAACUGCCUAAAUGAAGUUAUCCUCCGUCUGGUUGGCAUCAUCAUCUGGUACGCUCCAGUGGGAAUCCUCUUCUUGAUCGCCGGGAAGAUCGUGGAAAUGGGGGACAUUGGGCAGAUAGGUGGGCAGCUGGCCAUGUACACUCUGUGUGUCAUCUCAGGUCUUCUGGUCCACAGCCUGUUGGUGCUGCCUUUGCUCUACUUCCUCGCCACACACAGGAACCCCUACGUGUUUAUUGGGGGUCUUCUCCAGGCUCUCCUCACUGCCCUGGGGACCUCAUCCAGCUCUGCCACCCUCCCCAUCACCUUCCGCUGCUUGGAGGAGAACAAUGGCAUGGACAAGAGGGUGACACGCUUCAUGCUGCCCGUGGGUGCCACUAUCAACAUGGAUGGCACAGCCCUCUAUGAGGCUGUGGCGGCCAUAUUCAUAGCCCAGGUCAACCACAUAGACCUGAACUUGGGCCAGAUCAUCACCAUUAGUAUCACGGCAACUGCUGCCAGCAUCGGGGCAGCAGGCAUCCCCCAGGCUGGCCUGGUAACCAUGGUGAUCGUGUUGACAUCUGCUGGACUGCCGACUGAAGACAUCACACUCAUCGUAGCUGUGGAUUGGUUUCUGGAUCGUUUGCGGACCACAACCAACGUGCUGGGGGACUCUCUGGGAGUGGGCAUUGUAGCGCACCUCUCCAGACACGAGCUGCAGAACACUACGUCCACAGAGGGGGACCCAGCCGUAGAGGGGGGAUCAGACACUGGAAACCCCCUCCACCCCAAACAGACUCACAGUGACACAUACAUUUACGUAAACACUCACACUGGGAAGGGGGAGAGCUCUGUGUGACAUGUGCAUGUCUGUAUGACAUCUAUUUUCACACAUUUGAUCUUUCUUUUUCUCUGUGGCUCUCUGUCUCUCUCAUCUUAUGCCUAGAGCCAUCUACUGCUCAAAAACCAUACAACAGAUAUGUACAGUCAGUGGUGAGUAGGCAGUAGUGGGGAUCUUUUCAAUUUACCAACAGCUCCAUCCGUCCUGUGCAGACCCUACCUCAUUUUAUAGCAGGCAAACAGAAAAUCUAUCUAGGUCUAGGGUAUAUGGUAUACCUGUGUAUCACAGACUACAUCACUUGGUACAAUGUUGUUUUCCUAACUGCUGAUCCAAUGUGAUCUAAAUGGGAAAGUAUAAUUAUAAAUGAAUAAAUGUGUGCAUAAAC
This is a messenger RNA of Hypomesus transpacificus, 2113 nucleotides long. RefSeq names its product excitatory amino acid transporter 1-like. The coding region runs from base 130 to 1746 and encodes 538 amino acids. Gene Ontology annotation, biological process: L-glutamate transmembrane transport. NCBI's taxonomy places the organism in Eukaryota, Metazoa, Chordata, Actinopteri, Osmeriformes, Osmeridae. The record is from RefSeq and is a predicted model, not a curated record. The transcript is spliced from 10 exons. Gene Ontology annotation, cellular component: plasma membrane. Gene Ontology annotation, molecular function: glutamate:sodium symporter activity; L-glutamate transmembrane transporter activity; neutral L-amino acid transmembrane transporter activity.